This is a messenger RNA of Raphanus sativus (radish), 597 nucleotides long. RefSeq lists its product as uncharacterized. The record is from RefSeq and is a predicted model, not a curated record. Bases 1 to 597 code for a protein of 198 amino acids. NCBI's taxonomy places the organism in Eukaryota, Viridiplantae, Streptophyta, Magnoliopsida, Brassicales, Brassicaceae. The transcript has a single exon.
AUGUGCAAAGGAUUCGGAUCGACCUUGACCGGCCCCGCUCUUCAGUGGUAUAUCAACUUGCCCACCAAAUCCAUCAAAUCCUUUGCAGCCCUUAGCGAUAAUUUCGUGGAGCAGUUCGCUAGCAGCCGUGACCUAGAGAAGAAUUCAGAUGAUAUCUAUGAGAUCCUCCAGCAUAGGAAUGAGCCCCUUCCUUCUUACAUAGCUCGCUUCAACCAGGCGAAGGUGGCUAUUCCUGAGUGCGACGCUGAUACGGCUAUCUCAGCCUUCAAGAGGGGUCUACUUCCAGAGGGAGACCUUUACAAGGAGCUGAUCAAAUACAAGUGCAGGAUUAUGGAAGACGUGCUCUCCCGUGCUUGGGCUCAAGUAAGAUGGGAAGAAGAUGUUGCUAGUAGGGCUAAAGCCGGUCCGAAGUACGAUCAGAAGCCGUCAAAGCCUACGAGGAAUGACCGCGACGAGUCUUCCCACUCGAAGUCCGCCAGGGAGACUAGCAACCCGAAUAAGGGCAGGUAUCAGCAUCGACCUUUGCCUAGAUCCGAAGGGAGGAUGGUGUCUACCUGGCCUGACAACUUCCAUCUCGCGAUAACUAACCGGAGCUGA